CGCAGUCCAGCCCGCCCAUCAUCCCCUUCUGAGCCUGGUGGAGAGCCACCUCCACCGUGUUCACGUGGCUGUGGGACAGCACAUCCCCAUCCCAAGUCUCCAUCUUCCUGCCACUGCUGCCGUCCACACCCCACUGGAAACCCUGUGGGCGCCAUCACUCCUCUUGGAGGCUGCAUCGACCACCCUCCAUGUUGGGUGACACAGGGACAUCUCACUUGCCUCGCAGGUACCCUGCUCCCUUGGCCCGCACCCUCUCCAAGAUCAGCUUCCUCCUGACCCUUCAGGACCAGGCAGCUGUGAUGCAGCUCUUUCUGCUCUUGUGCCUGGCACUCCUCAGCCCUCAGGUGGCCACCUCCCGCCGCUUCAGGGCUCAGAAGAAGCAGCCCAAGGAGCCCAGCACCAGGGACUUUGCCUUCGAUCUCUACAGGGCCUUGGCUUCCUCCUCCCCAACCCAGAAUGUCUUCUUCUCCCCUCUAAGCGUGUCCACAAUCCUGGCCAUUCUGUCCGUGGGGGCCAGGGGCAACACCCAGGCACAGAUCCUGGAGGCCCUGGGCUUCGACCCCCAGCACCAAGCAGUGGCCGAGUUACACUACAGCUUCCGGCAUCUGCUGGUGAGGCUCACCCGGCCCGGAAAUGGCUUCAAGCUGAGCCUCGGCAAUGCCCUUUUCAUCGACGACAGACUGGUCGUCUACAGCAUCUUCCAGCUUAUCAUAAUGACCACAUACCUGGCCAACAUUUACUCCACCCACUCUGGGGACCCUGCAGCGGCCCAGAAGCAGAUCAAUGACUAUCUGGCCAGGCAAACCCAGGGCAAGAUUGUGGACCUCAUCCAAAACCUCGACAGCACCGACAUCAUGGUGAUGGUGAAUUAUAUUUUCUUUAAAGCUAAAUGGGAGAUUGGCUUCAACAACAGAACAACUCAAGAUCAGGACUUCUAUCUGACCCUGGAGAAGAAGGUGCAGGUGCCCAUGAUGAACCAUGAGGAUCAGUACUUGUACUUCCUGGACAGGUACCUCUCCUGCACUGUGGUGGGCGUCCCCUAUGAAGGCAAUGUCACUGCCUAUUUCAUUCUACCCAACAUUGGCAAGAUGGAGCAGGUGGAGAAUAGCCUGAGCACGAAAACACUGAAGAAGUGGACUCAGACUGUGAGGAGGAGGCGGCUCAAUCUUUAUCUUCCCAAGUUCUCCAUUGAGGGUUCCUACCACCUGGAAAAAAUCUUCCCAAAGCUGGGGAUCAGAGACAUCUUCACCCAAGGGGCUGACCUGUCUGGCAUCUCCAAGUACCCCAACAUCCAGCUGUCUCAGAUGGUGCACAAAGCCAUGGUGGAGGUGGACGAGUCGGGAACCAGAGCGGUUUCAGGCACAGGGACAGUCUUCAGCUUCAGAUCAGCCUAUCCAAACUCUAGAAAGAUCACAUUCAAUAGGCCCUUUCUGAUGGCCAUUUUGGAGAACAUGACCACCCUCUUCUUUGGCAAAGUGACCCAGCCCUGAGGUAGGCCCUGAUCCCAGGCCUGCACAGCGGGAGGCAGGGUUGUGUCAUGGCCCAUCUGUCUGCGGCAGCUAGUGAUUUACCUAGGUUUAGUUACUAAUGAGGUGUCAAAUAAUCUUAAGAAGGUUGAUCGGCUGAUAAUCACUUCCUGUCACACAGUUGCAAGACAUAGGUGCCUUGGAGAAACUUUUAAAAGUGGAGAUUAGCACAGAGGGCCAGCAGAGUCCAGGGAACUGGUCUGAACCCACACAGCCUGUUCUUAGCAGCACAGACAGGCCCAGAGUCCAAGACACUGAUGCUCAGUCCAAUGCCAAAAAGCCCUGUGAGAGGGUGGCCCAGCAGGUAAGGCCCACCAGGAAUCACAUUUUCAAGCCUGGUCUCCCAUCUAUGAGGAGCAGCAGCUAUGAGUUCAUCACGGUGUAGAAGAAUACCGGAAUGGGUGGGCAAUGGGGCUACUGUCCCUGCUCUAACCACCUAUGUGACACUCGCAUAACACUGUCUCUCUGGACCUCAGAUUCUUCAUUGUAGGUUCAGGGCAUAGUUCCCAUCCGAGGCCCCUUUGAUAUCAUUAAAAGGCUGAGCUGUUCCAUGCCAAUCCCGUCAGUUUCAGUACACUCGGGAGCCACCCAUGAGUUAAAUAAAGCAUUUGGGCAUCAGGUUGGAAUCGUCCCGAGGUGGGAUUGUGCCACCUCCCAGGUCUGGCCAGUGUGGGAGAAUGGAGGUCUACGGCAAGCAGCAGAGGGUCAAUUGCAGACACUGUGGCUCACUUUCUGAAUUUUAUGUCAACUGCUGCAAUAAAGCAUUUUGCAAAGA
This is a messenger RNA of Fukomys damarensis (Damara mole-rat), 2301 nucleotides long. Its product is annotated as plasma serine protease inhibitor. Gene Ontology annotation, biological process: negative regulation of endopeptidase activity. The record is from RefSeq and is a predicted model, not a curated record. Lineage: Eukaryota; Metazoa; Chordata; Mammalia; Rodentia; Bathyergidae. Bases 189 to 1490 code for a protein of 433 amino acids. The transcript has 5 exons. Gene Ontology annotation, molecular function: serine-type endopeptidase inhibitor activity.